Molecule: messenger RNA, 2750 nt
Organism: Oryzias melastigma (Indian medaka)
Lineage: Eukaryota; Metazoa; Chordata; Actinopteri; Beloniformes; Adrianichthyidae
Product: transcription regulator protein BACH1
Exons: 5
Coding region: 132-2027 (631 amino acids)
Biological process (GO): regulation of transcription by RNA polymerase II
Molecular function (GO): DNA-binding transcription factor activity, RNA polymerase II-specific; protein binding; RNA polymerase II cis-regulatory region sequence-specific DNA binding
Source: RefSeq, a predicted model, not a curated record
ACUGAGCAUGCGCGUGAACUUCCUGGUUUUGAUGUCACAUGACAAGAAGAAAGUCGGGCGGCCAGAAUCUCAUCACAAAAUCUACAGUCACUGUUUUUCCGCUAUCAUGAAAGGCUGAGCUUGACAGAACCAUGACGCUCCAAGCUCCUCGCACAUCGGUGUUCACCUUUCAGUCGGCCGUGCACAGCGCGCUUGUUCUCCAGAGCCUGAAUGAGCAGCGGCAGCAGGACGUCCUGUGCGACGUGACGGUGGUGGUGGAGGACCGGAGCUUUCGGGCUCACUGCGCCGUGCUGGCUUCAUGCAGCGAGUACUUUCACUGUAAAGUCACCGGAGUCAACCGGCAGAAUCCCAUCAUCACCUUACCUGACGAGGUGAGCGUGGAGGGGUUUGAACCUUUGCUUCAGUUUGCCUACAUGUCUCAGCUGCUUUUCACCAAAGAGAACAUAAACGCCGUGCAAACCAGCGCCCGCUUUUUAGGGUUUCACAACGUGGAGAUGGCCUGCUUCGACUUUCUGAUCCCAAAGUUUUCUGAUGAUAAGAGAAGCUCGGAGAGGCUCAGGCGGCACCCAGCGUGCUGUCAGAAUUGGCAGCAGGGCGCCCGUUUGGGGUCCAGGGUGGAUGGUAACCAAGCUGAGUCACUGGAGUUCCAAAUCUCAGCGCCUCCGGGAGGAGAAGAGAAAACCGAAUUUGCGUUGCCGUGCCGCCGCAGCACGGAUGGUCAGACAAACGGCGGGGAGGAGCAGUUCGACUUGGAGAACUGUGAGUCACAAAUAGCUCCCUUAUCUCUGGAGCUGGCAGCGAACGGUGUCUGCCCCAUGCUGCCGCUGUCAAAGACGGAUCCUCCGUUUUGCGGAAGUGACAUUUUGCAGAUGGGAGACGCCUGCAAUCAAAGUGAGCCGACUUUGGCUGGUUGUGGCUUUCAUUGUGAGCUGUCAGAACCACGGAUUGUGGAUCCUACAGAAAUCGCUGAACCAGCAGGUGUAGACGGUGAACAGUCUGUUGAAAUACUUGGUGCUCAAACUGCCUUCAACUCAAACUCGUGUCUACUGAAGACAUCAGGAGAUUGUGCUGCAAUUUUAGAGCAGAAUGAGGCUCACCCCGAGCAGAACGAUUCCUCAAAUGCUGCUUUAACACACAAAGACGACCGCAGCCGAGAGGAGCGGGAGGUGGCUGAACACCUAGCUAAAGGGUUCUGGUCUGAUUUGUGCCCAGCUCAGCUUCCUCAAAACUCCCACGAUCCAAUGGACCAAAACAAUAUGGCAAAAGCGUCAGAUUUCCUCUGGCUGAAGCAGCUGGAUCUCACGUCCAGCGUAGGAGACUGUCCGUUUCUCAGGGAACUGGAGACGGGCGAUAACCCCGGCACAAACGCGGACAUCUUGUCCCAGGAGGAGAUAAGUCCCUGCAUGUCGUCCUCGCUCAACUCGGCGGAGGAAUCUGAAAUGGACACAGACGGGGAUACCGAGGCGAACAACAAAAGAGCGGCAGAGAUUCAGCUUCCUUUUCCUGUCAAGCAAAUCUUAGAGCUGAGCCGGAGCGGGUUCCAGCAGCUCCUGAGGGACCACCAGCUGACCCAAGAGCAGUUCGAGUUCGUCCACGACGUCCGGCGGCGGAGUAAAAACCGAGUGGCGGCACAGCGCUGUCGAAAGAGGAAACUUGACGGCAUCCAGCAGCUUGAAUGUGAAAUCAAAAAACUGGUCAGCGAGAAAGAGCGGCUUCUGCAGGAGCGAACGGAGCUGAAGCAAAACCUGGAGGAAAUGCAACAGAGCCUGUGUGGCCUCUGCAAGAGUGUCAACAUGGAGUCAGGCUCAGAUCAGCUCCACUUCCUCUCUUCUUCUCCAGACUUUCCCUCCUCCUCCUUAAGUCUUCAGGAAAAACACAGGGAGUGUCCGAUCGGUAAAACGGUAAGUUCUUCCUCAGAGUGCGGCGGAGGUGAGGUACCGUCAGCUCCUCGCGUCUGCUCAGAGGAUCCACGCUGCCCUUCUGCGUCUUUACUCAGUGCCUGUAUGGACACGACUAACAACUUAUAACGAUCCACUGUUAUUUCAAGUCAUGCAGGAUCAUGAAGCAACCUGUUACUCUCUCACUUUAUACUGUAACCCUCCCUGACCUUGUGAAUUUUACGGCACAUUUCUGGCUGAUAUCCGUCGAUAUCCUUCCUUCAAUGUGUUUUAUUUUUUUAUUUUUUCAGCUGUACUCUCUGGGACAAACACACAAGUUUGAAUUCAAACACUUAUUGAAUCUUCAUUCACAAAUUCAUAUUCUUGGUGGUUAGUUUUUCUCAGGGAAACAAACAAAAAAAAAAUCUGACUGCAUUUUACAUCAAAGUGCACAAUCACCACACACUUGUCCACUGCAUGACAACUGUAUUAUAGUUUUUUUUUUUUUUACUUAAACCACUAUGCUUCUUAAUAAAAUGUGAGUAAACUAAUUUGUCUACAUCAGCUAACAGCUAUGUUUUGCUGCUGUUACCUUUCAAGAGUAUUAUUUUACUGCACAUUUACAGUAAAAGUGGCUUUCUUUAAAGUUGUUUUCAAAUGGUUCAAGAUUGUGUAAAAUGUGAAAGGAUAACAUAAGCCGUUGUGUUAUUUGAUUCAAAAUGUGCCUUAUGCUGCAGUAUACUAUAAAUCCAAAACAAGUUUGUUUUAAGCACUGGUGCACAUUAACCUAGAGCUAACUAAGAUGGCAUUAUCAAACAUCUUAAUAUGUCUGCAUGUUAAUUAUCUUUUUUAAAUAAAGCUAUUCUAAAAAGA